Messenger RNA from Poecilia reticulata (guppy), 1767 nucleotides. The record is from RefSeq and is a predicted model, not a curated record. NCBI's taxonomy places the organism in Eukaryota, Metazoa, Chordata, Actinopteri, Cyprinodontiformes, Poeciliidae.
AUUAUUGUGAUUUUUUUUCUAAACGAGACAGAUUUGAUGGGAACUACUUUUUACUCCGCCUGCAAGCGUGUAGAGACUUAAUGCGCAGGCGCGAAAGAAAAAAAAUAUGUCAAGCAUGGAGCUAUUUCAUCUUUCAUCAUAGUAGCUCUUAACCCUUCUAUGUAGAAAUGGGGUUCAACCGACCCCACACAUGUAAAACUUGUAUUAUUUGCCAUAGUCCUCUACGUUUGCCUCAGUCCUCGCACGCACAAGGGUUAAUUAAACAAGGAUUUAUUUCAGUAGGGUUACUACGACAAAGACAAACGUAUCAGGGUCACUGUACAAAAAAAGGAGGCGUAAACUUCCGCCAAAAGACUCAGAUAUUUUAUCAAUAUUAAUAUCAGGAAUUUUCUAGGGGAAAAAAACAAAACAAGGACAUUUCUGAGUUUGAGAAGUCGAAAAUUAGCAAGAAAGAAACUCAGCCGUUUUUUAAGCUCACAGGUUUAGCAGUCAUGAGGCCUUGGUGUGGCUGGUGAACCUAAACUUAGCUUUCGAGUUUGGUCAGAUACACAUAUUCAUUAUUUAACAAGGAGGACGGUGGCUUGUCUGAUGGUAAAAAAACAAAAUGCAAUAUUUUUUAUUACUGUACGUUCAUUUCAGUUGUAGGGGGACAAUUAAAGUAUAACUCACUGCACUAUAAAAACCAAAAACAGGUCUAAUUCUUAGCCUAUAAAAUAGUUUCCUGAAUAAUAAUAGUAAUAUAAUUAUAUUACAGCAUCAACUGGUGAAAAAUACAGCAGGAAACCGCAUCGUAAGAAAACAAACUAUAAUGUUUAAACUAUCAUUUUAACAAGAAUCGGCUUUUACUUCGACAGACAGGUAACAAGUUCUUUAUGGCUGAAGCUGUUCGUUUGUCAAGUGUACCUGCAAAUGUGUUUGGUUUUUUUUUUUCAGAAUUGCUGUUUGCAAUAGCCACAUACAUUCCACUUUGUUGCUAUGUAGAAAGCAAUCAGAUCCACAUGUUAUCUCAAGAAAUCCAUUAAGUAACUCUCAACUAAAUCCCCUGCAGUAAAAACUGAGCAGGUCAGAUGUAAAACGGAUCUUCUCUCUACGAAAAUGUAGCUUAUCGGUCAUCUUUACAGCAGCCUAGAUUCCCACACAUAUCCCAAAUCACCAAAGCGACAUCCGUUUGGUGAAAGCACAUGAUGAUUUCCAAAGAUAACAAGAGGCAUUUACGCAGGAAUCGCCCAGGGGGAGAGGGAGGGGGGGGGUCAGUGGAGGCUGUAUAAAUAGAGGCUGCUGAGGACGGAUGUUGUGUCAAUUUGAACAACAUGAAACCGUCACUCCAGCUCGGCGUUCUGCUCUGCUGCCUGUUAUGUGCCGCAAGCCUUCAGGCUGAGGAGAGCAGGAAUUCCAUGCGACUUUGUGGCCGGGCUCUUGUGCGAGCGUUGGUGUUCACCUGCGGAGGGUCCAGGUGGAGAAGACAACUGGAGGAGGAGGAGAAGGGGUUUCUGCCAGACGACUUCUGGGAAGUCAAAGGAGAAGAACGAGACUUUGUGAAGUCAGGAGAACUUCCAGGGAUGGACUAUCAUCGCAGGGACCAGGACCAGGCCUUGAUAACAACGUGCUGUCAACAAGGCUGCCGAAGAAAUGAGCUGUCCAUGCUGUGCUAGAGGGGAAGCUCGUCUGUCAAAUACUGUCCUUCUAUGUUUAAAUAUUUCAGUCACUAGUGUAUCCAUAAUGUUGUGAUUUACCAUGUAGGCACGAAUAAAAGGCAUCAUGAAUGUU